Lucilia cuprina (Australian sheep blowfly) is the source of this 300-nucleotide messenger RNA. Its product is annotated as keratin-associated protein 19-2. Lineage: Eukaryota; Metazoa; Arthropoda; Insecta; Diptera; Calliphoridae. Bases 1 to 300 code for a protein of 99 amino acids. The record is from RefSeq and is a predicted model, not a curated record. The transcript has a single exon.
AUGCGUAAAAUUUUAGUUUUAGCCAUAAUUUGCUCCUUCUUUGUUGCCAUGUCACUGGCUGAGAGUGAAAAUGUUGAGAAUAAAGUACGUGAGAAACGUCAAUUUUGCUGUGGUGGUGGCCUGGGAGGAUUUGGUGGAGGCUACGGAGGUUAUGGUGGAUACGGCGGUUUUGGUAGAUAUGGUGGCUAUGGACUUGGUGGUUUAGGCGGCUAUGGCGGUUAUGGACAUUAUGGAGGUGGUUUUAGAUAUGGUGGCUUUGGUUAUAGACGUGGUUUUGGUGGUUUCGGUUUCGGUCGCUAA